Molecule: messenger RNA, 2232 nt
Organism: Lagenorhynchus albirostris (white-beaked dolphin)
Lineage: Eukaryota; Metazoa; Chordata; Mammalia; Artiodactyla; Delphinidae
Gene: STKLD1
Product: serine/threonine kinase like domain containing 1
Exons: 17
Coding region: 200-2104 (634 amino acids)
Biological process (GO): protein phosphorylation
Molecular function (GO): ATP binding; protein serine/threonine kinase activity
Source: RefSeq, a predicted model, not a curated record
CACUGUUCGGGCAGGGAGGGUCCCCGGAUCAGGCCAGCACCCGGGGCUGAAGGGCGCCCCCAGGGUGGGGGAUGGGCGCUCACCGGACGCGGUCCAGACUGAGCAUGCUCAGUUUAGGGUCCGACUCGGCUGGGGCUAGCGGUGCGCCCCAGCGCCCAGUGGUGGGACAGGGAGGCCGGGAGUCUCCCCGCAAGACACAAUGGAAAAGUACCAGAUUUUGGACUGGCUGAAUCCUGGGGCCUUGGGGGUGAACCUUCUGGUGGAGGAGACAAAAACCAAAGUAAAGCACGUGAUAAAGCAGGUGGAGUGCAUUGAUGAGCAUCAGGCCAACGAGGCCCUGGAGGAGUUGAUGCCACUGCUGAAGCUUCAGCAUGCCCACGUCUCCAUCUACCAGGAGCUCUUCAUCAUGUGGAACAGUGAGAUCUCCUCUCUGUUCCUUUGCCUGGUGAUGGAGUUCCACGAGGGAAGCUUCCAGAAUGUCAUUGAGAAGAAGAGGGCGGCAAAGACAGUCAUUGACUCCCAGUGGAUGCAGAACAUGCUGGGCCAGGUGUUGAAUGCGCUGGAGUACCUGCACCAGCUGGACAUUAUCCACAGGAACCUCAAGCCCUCCAACAUCGCACUGGUCAGCAGCGACCACUGCAAACUGCAGGACCUGAGCUCCAACGCACUCAUGACCGAUGUAGCCAAGUGGAACGUCCGUGCAGAGGAAGACCCCUCUCACAAGUCCUGGAUGGCCCCCGAAGCCCUCAAGUUCUCCUUCAGCCAGAAAUCUGACAUCUGGUCCCUGGGCUGCAUCAUUCUCGACAUGGCCGGCUGCUCCUUCCUGGAUAGCACGGAAGCCAUGCUUCUGCGGAAGUCCAUCCGGAGUUCCCCCGACGGCCUGAGGGGUGUCCUGAGGACCAUGGAGGAGAGGAGGGUCCCCGACGCAGAAAUCUUCAGUUCCCUUUUGCCUCUGAUGCUCCAGGCCGACCCGUCGGAUCGAAUAACCAUCAGGGACGUGAUUCACUUGUUUGUGAGCAGCGACUUCAGGUCCUCCAGCAGUGCUCUGACGCUGCACCAGCAGGUGGUGCCUGACUUCAUCAUCGACAGGCUGCUAGAAAGCAACGUCACCAGCAUCUUAGAGAUCCUGCAGAACUUCUCCAGCCACCCCGAAGACCAGCAGAGGGCCCUGGAGGGGCUCCUGGGGACGUCUGAAGACCAGCAAGGUGUGCCGUGGCCGGCGGAGCUGGCGGAGGUGUUGGUCGGCACCGUGAAGCAGCACGACAGGGUCCUUGACGCACAGCCGUGUGCCUGCUCCCUGCUGCUCCGCACCCGGGGCCAAGGACUGGCCACAGACGAGCUGCGGAGGGCCGGGCUGUGCGAGUGCAUCCUGGAGCGCCUGGACGCCCUCCCCAGGAACAGGGACACCUGCUUGAACGGCCUGAGGCUGCUCUGGGCUCUGCUGGUGGACGCUGUCAUCGCGAACAAGGCCCCCUGGGAGAAAGCCCCGGCCCUCAUUGCUGAGGUGCUGGCCGCCUACCCCACGGACGCGGAGAUGGCUGAAGCCAGCUGUGCAGUCCUGUGGCUGCUGUCCUUGCUGGGCUGCAUAGGCGAGCAGCAGUUGGAAGAGGUGGUGGUCCUAAUCCUGCAAAGCAUCCGGGCGUGCCAGGACCGAGCCCUGCUGGUGAACAAUGCCUGCCAGGCGCUGGCCAGCCUCACGAAGAUGUCCGAGCUGGCGGCUCUGCAGGUGGUGAUGCCCGAGGAGGGCAGCAGCGGCCUCACCCUCAUCCAGGAGACGUACCAGCUCCACCAGGACGACCCGGAGGUGGUGGAGAGCAUCUGCAUGCUGCUGGCCCACCUCGCCUCCCACAAGGACAUCCUGUCAGAGCUGGUGUCCAGCGGCAUCCAGCCCCUGGUCGAGGAGAUCCACGGGCGCUUCACCUCCAGCCUGGUGAGUGUUGGGGGGCUGCCUCAGCCAGACCUGGGUGGCACAGAGUCCAGGGGCCAGAGCAGUGGUUUGUGUGGAGGCGACUGGGGCUGCCGCGUGUGUGGUUUUAAGAGGCCCUCCCUGUAUCACCGUGUCCACGACCUGACCAAAGUAAACCCUGGAGAGAAGCAGCAGUGAGACUGCUUCGAAGAAAAGCAGAUUAAAUAACAGAAGUUACUCGUGGGCCCAGAGACCGUCCAUGGAAACGGCUGACCUACUGUUCUCCUUGCAGGAGUUGGUUUCUUACGCACAAAGUGUGCUUCAGA